UUUCCUGUCCCCAUCUAACCGUCUGUCCACUCUUUUCUCUAUUGUUUCUUUUCCCUUCUAUUGUCAGCUUAAAAACCCUCUCUCCCCCCUUCUCUCCCAAUAUUCCAAAAUCAAAAGCUACACUUCAUCCCUCCCAAAAAAAAACAAUUUUCUUUCUUCUUCAUCAUCACCAUUGUUAUUAUCAUGACCGGUAAAAGAAGUCAAAAUAGCCCGGUUGGAAGUCCGUUAUCGGGAAACACGUCCGAUAACUCAUCUAAAGAACUAGACAAGUUCCUCCCUAUAGCCAAUGUUAGUAGAAUAAUGAAAAAAUCCCUCCCAGCCAACGCGAAAAUCUCCAAAGAAGCCAAAGAGACCGUUCAAGAAUGUGUCUCUGAGUUCAUUAGCUUCAUCACGGGCGAAGCAUCGGAUAAAUGUCAGAGAGAGAAGAGGAAGACUAUCAAUGGAGAUGAUCUUUUAUGGGCCAUGACAACAUUAGGGUUUGAAAAUUAUGUUUUACCCUUAAAAAGUUAUCUCAAUAAGUAUAGAGAGAGUGAAGGUGAAAAAAGUAUCAUGGCUAGAAAUGAUCAAGAAACUUCCCGUGAACCAAUGACUAGUACUGGUACUAGUUAUAAUAAUGUUACAAAAUUCUCAUUAGCAAGGCCUGAAUUUAUUCAGAGGUUUAAUGAGAAUUUUUCAUCACAAAAUUAUGGAGAUAAUUAUGGUGAGAAUUUGACAUCUAAAGCUAGUCUUCAUGGGGUUGAAUGGUAGACUUUUUUUUUUUUUUUUGUGGAAAUUAUUGUUAAAAGGUUAUGUCCUUCUUUCUUAAUUAACAUAUUGCAUACUCUCUUUCUAUGUUAUCUUUAUCUUUUACAA
Messenger RNA from Capsicum annuum, 852 nucleotides. RefSeq names its product nuclear transcription factor Y subunit B-3. The transcript has a single exon. Gene Ontology annotation, cellular component: CCAAT-binding factor complex; nucleus. Gene Ontology annotation, molecular function: DNA-binding transcription activator activity, RNA polymerase II-specific; RNA polymerase II cis-regulatory region sequence-specific DNA binding; protein heterodimerization activity. The record is from RefSeq and is a predicted model, not a curated record. Gene Ontology annotation, biological process: regulation of transcription by RNA polymerase II. NCBI's taxonomy places the organism in Eukaryota, Viridiplantae, Streptophyta, Magnoliopsida, Solanales, Solanaceae. Bases 184 to 747 code for a protein of 187 amino acids.